Molecule: messenger RNA, 800 nt
Organism: Bactrocera latifrons
Lineage: Eukaryota; Metazoa; Arthropoda; Insecta; Diptera; Tephritidae
Gene: RpL10
Product: 60S ribosomal protein L10
Exons: 4
Coding region: 84-740 (218 amino acids)
Biological process (GO): translation; ribosomal large subunit assembly
Cellular component (GO): cytosolic large ribosomal subunit; ribosome
Molecular function (GO): structural constituent of ribosome
Source: RefSeq, a predicted model, not a curated record
AAGUUAUUGAAAAUAUGUCAGGUAGUUAACUUCCUUUUCCGUUGUAUUCUUCUAGCAGGAGUGGACGUGUCGAAAGUUUUAAAAUGGGACGCCGACCAGCAAGAUGUUAUCGAUACUGCAAAAAUAAGCCGUACCCAAAGUCCAGAUUUUGUCGRGGUGUGCCAGACCCCAAAAUCCGUAUAUUCGAUUUGGGCAGGAAAAAGGCUUCAGUUGAGGAUUUUCCUUUGUGUGUUCACUUAGUAUCAGAUGAAUAUGAGCAACUUAGUAGUGAGGCGUUGGAGGCUGGUCGCAUUUGCUGCAACAAGUAUUUAGUAAAAUACUGCGGUAAAGAUCAGUUCCACAUACGUAUGCGUCUACAUCCAUUCCACGUGAUUCGAAUUAAUAAAAUGUUGUCAUGUGCUGGAGCGGAUAGGCUUCAGACUGGAAUGCGUGGAGCUUUUGGAAAACCACAGGGAACAGUCGCUCGUGUUCACAUCGGCCAGCCAAUAAUGUCGGUUCGCUCCAGUGAUCGUUAUAAGGCUCAAGUUGUUGAAGCCCUCCGCCGUGCCAAGUUUAAGUUUCCAGGACGUCAAAAGAUUUACGUAUCAAAACGAUGGGGUUUCACUAAGUAUGACCGUGACCGCUAUGAACAACUUCGUGAUGAAAAUCGUUUAGAACCAGACGGGUGCAAUGUAAAAUAUCGUCCAGAGCAUGGCCCUAUAGCAGCGUGGGAGAAAGCACAACGCGAGGUUUAUGCUUAAAAAUGUAUAAACAAUGAAAUGAUGGUUAAUAAAUAUAGUCUAACCUAUUUAAUAAACUUA